AUGGAGAUAGAGAACAGUGAGAUGAAGUCAAAGAAAAUGGAAGAGUAUGAAGUGAUAGAACAAAUUGGUAGAGGAGCGUUUGGUUCUGCUUUUCUCGUUCUUCAUAUGUCUGAGAAAAAGAGGUAUGUGCUGAAAAAGAUUCGUUUGGCCAAACAGGGAGAGAAAUUCAAACGUACAGCACACCAAGAGAUGAAUCUGAUUGCAAAACUGAAUAACCCAUAUAUUGUGGAUUACAAAGAUGCUUGGGUGGAGAAGGAGGACCAUGUUUGCAUUGUAACUGGCUAUUGUGAAGGAGGUGACAUGGCCGAGAGCAUUAAGAAAGCUCGAGGAUCGUUUUUUCCAGAGGAGAAGGUCUGCAAGUGGCUAACUCAACUUUUGAUAGCCGUAGAUUACUUGCAUUCUAACCGUGUAAUCCACCGGGAUCUUAAGUGUUCCAACAUAUUCCUCACCAAGGACAACAAUAUUCGGCUAGGUGAUUUUGGUCUUGCAAAGCGACUGAAUGGAGAAGACCUCACUUCCUCGGUCGUUGGAACUCCAAAUUACAUGUGUCCGGAACUCCUUGCGGACAUACCAUAUGGUUAUAAAUCUGACAUAUGGUCUCUCGGUUGCUGCAUGUUUGAGAUUGCUGCGCAUCAAUCAGCAUUUCGUGCUCCGGACAUGGCUGGACUUAUCAAUAAAAUAAACCGAUCCUCCAUUUCUCCACUGCCAAUUGUUUAUUCUUCCACUCUGAAACAAAUUAUCAAGAGCAUGCUGAGGAAAAAUCCAGAACAUAGACCAACAGCUGCGGAAUUGUUAAGGCAUCCACAUUUACAACCAUAUGUUCUUCGGUGUCAUAAUGCAUCAUCUAAUGUUCUUCCAGUGUAUCCCAUAGUUAACUCAAAGGAUAAAACAAAAAGAUCCUCCAAAGCUAGUGGCGGCAAGGGCCAUAACGACAGAGAAAUGGGAUUCGUAAAUCGUUUGGAACUUGUUCAUCCAAUUGAGGGAAAUGUCGAUGUACAUACAAGCUAUCGUCCUAACAAUUCCGAGGUAACAAUCUCAACGAGCACAGAAUACAACCCAGAGACCAAGAUUGAUCAUACGAUUACGGGCUACAUAGUUGAGUCUUCUUCUAGUAUUAGCAGCUCAAAAGAUGGAUCAACAACUUCCGAAUCAACAACUUGCAGCGUGUGCAAGGAGGACUACAAAACUAGACCGGAAAGGGAAAUAUCUAAUAAUGGAUUCUCCUCAAAAAGUAUACACGAUUCUCUGCAUGAAAAAGAACAAAGAUUUGCUGCAGCGACUACCGAAGUCGAAGGUACCUUCUCAAGUAAAGGUUUUGAUAAUGCCAAAGCACUGAGGGAAGAUGCCAAACUUGAUGACCUGAGAAAAUCAACUACUUGCAGUGUGAGCAAUAGCAGCACUGACAAAAAUAUUUGCAUUAACGAGGAAAGCUCAUCGCUUAUUAUGCAUCCUCUAAGGGUUGAACAAAACAGUACUGAAUCCAGAGAACACUCAGAGAAAAAUGAAAACCGUGAUUCUUUUACAGAAAAAGUCUUGCAUACGAACUGCUUGUCGUCAGAGAGCAACGAUCAUAGCGAUAUACUUUCCGUUAAGGAGGAUGGCGUCAAAAAACUACAAAUUAUUUGCUCCACACAGAAAGAAGAUGAUAAUGUAACAAUGAAUGGUGGUGAUGAGGGCGACAAAGCAAUCGACGAUGCAUUGUUGGAUGGUCCAUGCCAGGAAAGAGCCGAUGCAUUGGAAUCUCUGCUCGAGUUAUGUGCUCAGUUACUUAAACAAGAUAAACUCGAAGAACUUGCAGGUGUGCUAAGACCAUUUGGGAAAGAAGCUGUAUCAUCAAGAGAAACAGCAAUAUGGUUGACGAAGAGCCUCAUAUCUGCUCAAAUGUUUAACCCUGAAAACUGA
Vicia faba (fava bean) is the source of this 1902-nucleotide messenger RNA. The record is from the annotation of a GenBank genome assembly. Lineage: Eukaryota; Viridiplantae; Streptophyta; Magnoliopsida; Fabales; Fabaceae.